UCAAGUCAGGAAGACAUUUCUUUCCUGAUAAUGUGUCUCUUUUCUAGAAAGAAGGACAAUCAACAAACCUGCCGGGGUAUUUCCAACAUUAGAAAGAUCAAACUGCAUCAACUGACAAUUCACUCUUUUAAAGUUCAUAGACAGUAGAUACUAGGAUGAAAGCCUAGCCACUCCCUUAAUCUUAGACACAACAGACAGAACUGAUUUCAAAAUAUUGCAUGCAUUUAAGAACAUUAUUUUGGGAAGGACUUGAGGCUUCUUCAUACUGGGAAAGAAGUCCAGGCCAUAAAAGGCCAGGCUGAGGGAGUGGGCAACUUCUCUGAGAUAAUUGGCCCAGCAAAGCGCAUGCGCCUUUUACUCAAAUGUGUCUCAAGCUUCCUUCUGAGUUGCGCAAAAAAAACUUUGAAAGGCGGUUAUGUGGCCUCAGUUCAGCUGACCUCGGGCCUGGCUGGGAGUGUCAGUGGAGUUCCCGUUGGCUUCUGACCGCCCACUCGCUUCUCCAGCUUGCUGCGCAAGUGUCUGGGAUGCCGUCCGGGCCACAAUGCCAGAAAUGCCAGUGCCUCCUCCGGCUAUUGCUGCUGUUGCUGGCGGCAGCUGCGCCCGGGAACAGCCAGCCGCAGUCCGCCAGCUUCAGCUUGGCUGGCAGCUGGUUUCUGCGAAGCCAGGACGGCUCUGUGGAGGUGGAGGGGCAGGUCCCGGGUUGCGUGCACAGCGCCCUCUUCCAGCACGGCGUGAUUCAGGACCCUUAUUAUAGAUUUAAUGACCUGAAUUACAGUUGGAUCUCCUUGGAUAACUGGACCUAUAGCAAGGAAUUUAGGAUUCCCUUUGACUUCAGCAAAUUGCAAAAAAUAAGCUUGAUUUUUGAGGGAGUUGAUACAGUUGCAGAAGUGCUGCUCAAUAAUGUUACUAUUGGGAAAACAGACAACAUGUUCACUAGAUAUACCUUUGAUAUUACUAAAGAAAUCAGACAGCUCAACAUCAUCAAGCUUCAUUUCCAAUCAGCAGUUUUAUAUGCUGCUCAGCAAAGCCAGGCUCAUAGAGAAUACCGGAUACCACCUGAAUGCCCUGAGCCUGUCCAGAAAGGAAUGUGCCAUGUUAACUUUAUUCGAAAGGAACAGUGUUCAUUUAGCUGGGACUGGGGUCCUUCCUUUCCUACUCAAGGAAUAUGGAAAGAUGUUAGAAUUGUGGCCUAUGAUAUUUGUCACUUGGAUGACUUCACCUUUACUCCUACUUAUGUCAACAGUGCCAGAGAGUGGAAUCUUAAAAUAGAAGCUUAUUUUGAUGUGGUUAGCUCAAAACCAUUUGGUGGCCAAGUAACUGUGAGCAUUCCAGGUUUGCAAACCCACCAGAUAUAUGACAUUGAACUUUAUCCUGGGAAAAGCAUGAUUUCAUUGCUUCUGAACAUCAACAAGAAUACUACAGUGGAGACAUGGUGGCCUAAUGGACAUGGAAAUCAGACUGGGUAUAAUAUGGCAGUAACUUUUAAACUGGAAGGAGGCUAUCAUAUUAAAAAAUUAGCUAAGGUUUAUUUCCGGACAGUAGAACUUAUAGAGGCUCCAAUAGCUGGGUCCUCUGGCUUAAGUUUCUACUUCAAAAUUAAUGGACUUCCCAUAUUUAUCAAAGGAUCUAACUGGAUUCCAGCAGAUUCCUUCCAGAAUAGAGUAACCUCGGACUCAUUACACCUUCUUUUGCAAUCUGUUGUGGAUGCUAACAUGAAUACUCUACGAGUUUGGGGAGGGGGUGUUUAUGAGCAAGAUGAAUUCUAUGAAAUCUGUGAUGAACUGGGACUAAUGAUAUGGCAGGACUUUAUGUUUGCCUGUGCUCUUUAUCCUACUGACCAGGCUUUUGUUGAUUCAGUGAGAGCAGAAGUUGUUCAUCAGAUCAGAAGAUUGAAAUCUCACCCAUCCAUCAUCAUAUGGAGUGGUAACAAUGAAAAUGAAGCUGCUUUGGCAGAGAACUGGUUUUCUGUGCCAUCCAGUAAACGUCAAAUCUACUUCAGAGACUAUGUGACAUUAUAUGUGAAAAAUAUCAGAGAAAUUGUCCUGGCAGAGGACCAGACUCGUCCUUAUAUCACAUCUAGCCCCACAAAUGGAGCAGAAUCCAUUUCAGAAGGCUGGAUUUCCCGUAAACCCUAUGACACCCAUUUUGGUGAUGUACAUUUUUAUGACUAUGAAAGUGACUGCUGGAUUUGGAAGGUGUUUCCUAAAGCUCGGUUUGUUUCUGAAUAUGGCUAUCAGUCCUGGCCCUCCUUCAGUACAUUGGAAAAGGUUUCCUCUGCUGAAGAUUGGUCUUACAAUAGCAGUUUUUCAUUACAUCGACAGCAUCAUAAAAAUGGUAAUACUGAGAUGCUUAACCAAGCUGCCUUACAUUUCAAACUUCCUCAAAACUCAGAUCCAUUGAUUAUGUUCAAAAACACACUCUACCUUACACAGGUGAUGCAGGCCCAGUGUGUUAAGACAGAAACAGAGUUUUAUCGACGAAGCCAGAGUGAAAUAGUAGAUGGUGAAGGCCACACCAUGGGGGCCCUUUAUUGGCAGUUGAAUGACAUCUGGCAGGCCCCUUCCUGGUCUUCUCUAGAAUAUGGAGGCAAAUGGAAAAUGCUUCAUUACUUUGCUCAGCAUUUUUUUUCCCCUCUGUUGCCAGUUGGCUUUGAAGAUGAUGGCAUAUUUUAUAUCUAUGGUGUUUCAGACCUCCACUUGGACUACAUGAUGACACUUACAGUAAGAGUUCACCAGUGGAGCUCUCUGGAACCCGUGUGCUCUCAUAGAACUGAAUUUUUGAUGGUCAAGGCAGGACAGGCAACCCCCCUCUACAAGGAGCCGGUGAUGGAACUACUGAAAAGGUGUGGCCAGUGCACAAGACAAAGCUGUGUCAUCUCCUUUGACCUGACAGCUGGUAGUGAGUUCUCAAGCCCUACCAACCAUCACUUCCUGUCCUCCUUGAAGGAUGCUGUGGGGCUAGAGAAGGCACAGAUCACUGCCAAGAUAACCCAGCAAGGGGAAGUGUAUAGUUUUGAACUCAAAACCACGGCUGUUGCUCCUUUUGUGUGGCUGGAUGUAGGAAACAUAGAAGGAAGAUUUAGUGACAAUGGUUUCCUCUUGACAGAGAGGAGGAAAACAAUAUUAUUCUACCCUUGGAAGUCCACCAGCAUUACCAAACUUGAAAAAUCUCUUCACUUGAUUUCAUUGGCAGACAUUUACUGAAGAAAUUUCAGUUUUUUCAGUGACCAAAAGAAAAAAGAAAAAAAAAUCAGACCCCAAUAUAUAUGCUAGAAAAACUUUUGAAAAAUAUAACACCCCUAUUUAUAUUAAUGGCACCAAAAAGCAUGGAAAUAAAUGGAUUUUUCUUUAAUAUAAUUGUGAUAAGAAUAAUACUUUCUACAGCCUUAUCAUAUAGCCUGGACUGUUUUUUCCCCUAAGAUCCUACCUCAUGAAGGCACUAAAACCAUCAUUAAUUGCCUAGCACAUGGAAUAGAAGAACUUUAGAACUUCCUAGUCAACAAGAUACCAUGACUUCCUAAGAAUUCCUUGAUAAAGUCAAGGAAUUCCAACUAUUCACCUGAGUGGGCUUCUCUCAUAUUUAGAUCCUGGAGAGAGUAAAGAAUUUUUUUAAAACUGGUUUUGUUUUUGUCCUUUCUCAUUUAGACUUAUAACAACCUUUUAUCCUUCUCAUCACUAAACUAUGAUGCUGAUUAAAUUAAGUCCUUUUAAGGGGGAUAAUGCAGAUAAUGCAGAAGCAGGAAAGUUAGGCUUAGCUGAAUCCACGUGGGAGAUGAAACUGUCUACUCAGUCCCUGAAUAUGAAGGAAGGAAGCCCCUUAGAAAUCUCUAAAGACUGAUUUUGGGGUUGGAGAAUCUCAGCCUAUGAGCUAGGAAGCACUAGGUUUCCUAGUUAUAAGAUUUUUUUUUUUUUUUUUUUUUGUAUCAACCUUUAUAUUAGACCUGGCUGCACUGGAGAAAGCAAAGACUUUUUGUUACCUUACUCCUUGACGCUUGUUGAAGAUUUAUGACUAUAAGAAAUGUCAGCUUGUACACAGCCCCUGAUAUUCCUGGUUUUGCUUCUCUUCAUCAUUACUUAUUCACUAUUGGGGUAGUUUACUUGGAGAAUCCAGGAGCUUCAAUUGAAAAAUAAACUGAAAUAACCACUUCACAUAGUAUGUUGCAAUUAAAUUUAACGAAAAGGUAAAGUGAGGCAUGUUUCUCGAAGCAAGUGUCAUUGAACAGAGACAUGCUAUUUUGUCAACAAAAGGGUCAAUGGCUAUUUCAGUUUCUAGCCAAAGACCCAGGCUGAAGCUACAACUCAUUUUAUAAGCAUAGAACCAAAAAAAAAACAUACCUGUAGGUAGACGAUGUCUUGGAAUUGAGGA
Sarcophilus harrisii (Tasmanian devil) is the source of this 4365-nucleotide messenger RNA. RefSeq names its product mannosidase beta (gene MANBA). The record is from RefSeq and is a predicted model, not a curated record. Gene Ontology annotation, molecular function: beta-mannosidase activity. Bases 363 to 3203 code for a protein of 946 amino acids. Gene Ontology annotation, biological process: carbohydrate metabolic process; glycoprotein catabolic process. The transcript has 17 exons. NCBI's taxonomy places the organism in Eukaryota, Metazoa, Chordata, Mammalia, Dasyuromorphia, Dasyuridae.